Messenger RNA from Peromyscus californicus insignis, 5986 nucleotides. It is a transcript of the gene Adamts8, whose product is annotated as ADAM metallopeptidase with thrombospondin type 1 motif 8. The transcript has 9 exons. Bases 2645 to 5365 code for a protein of 906 amino acids. The record is from RefSeq and is a predicted model, not a curated record. Gene Ontology annotation, biological process: extracellular matrix organization; proteolysis. Gene Ontology annotation, molecular function: zinc ion binding; metalloendopeptidase activity. Lineage: Eukaryota; Metazoa; Chordata; Mammalia; Rodentia; Cricetidae.
CUUAGCACAUGCACCACAGUUUGCCGACCCUUUCAGUAGUUAUGUUCUUUGAGGGGACAAAAAUUAUCAUAUAGGAACUCAUAAUUGGCCCAUUUGGGAUUUUCGGUGGUGGGAUGUGAUAGUGUUUGUUUUUGUUGUGCGGAUUUCUUCCACCUUGCUUUAAAGGCUUCCUCCCCAGUCAUCCACCAUCCCUGCAAGCUGUGGAUUAAGCAUAGCUAAGGUUCGGGUGACACCUUGUGGUCGCACUGCAAACGGCAGUCACUUCCCUGGAAGUUCCCAUGAAAGUACAAGCAACCUCCUAGAAGGAUGAACCAAGCAGCCCGGCUGGCUCCUGGGAUAGUUUGCCAGCCCACAAUUGUCGUGUAAUUAUAGUUAUAGUUGUUGAUGAAAUGGGGCGAGAUAAAGCCCAAAGUUCAGCAGCUGUCUCCCAAGGGGACAUCCAAAGGUGGUUCUUCUCCCUAUUUUAAAACAGUAGCAGCUGCAGUUUCCAAAGCCUUCCCGAUUGAAAGCGCCAGCAACAUUUAGUUCCCCUAGCUUGGUUAUAGCCAUUAAUGUCUAAGGAGAAAAGGGGAGCUGGGUACUCUUCUCAUAUAGUCACAAAGGAGAAAGAAGGCAUGGGUGAAGAAGGACCUAACUAUUAUUGAAAGCCAAAAGUUGAAAGCCAGGCAUGAGGACCCAGCACAUCCCUGUGACUUCAGGGCUGAGGAGGCUAAGGCAGGAGACUAAGAAGUCUGAGGCCAGCCUGGGCUAUGUAGUUGAGACCUUGUCUCAGGAAGGGAGGGAGAAGGAGCUCCACACUGGAAAAUGGCGAACAAGGGACUUAAUGGCAAAGCCCAGUAAUUGAAAUGUCACCAUAGCCCUGAGGCAAAUGGAAUUACUCAUUUAUCCGUACAGGUCACACUGUCCCAGGGGUAUUAAACAGUUGUGGGAUAAGUAUUUUGUUCAUCUUUGGUAAAGGGUUGAAGCCAUGAUGCUUUCUGUUCCCCUGCCUCUAGGAAUGUUUCACCCAAACUUCCAAUUCUCUGUGCAGGAAACGAAGGAGAUUCUGUACCUUGAAGGUUCUCAACCACCUGUUUGAAUUGCUGUAAAAGCACAGAGAACUUAAGGUGGGCACCCUCAGCAUGAGCAAAAAGCUGCAUCUGUUGGGGGUAGGUGAGCUGGCAAAUGGUAUGUCCUCCAUGCUGGCCGUUCAGGAAGGAUGUGGGGCUAAGUCUUGGACUGGUACUGAGAGAACAGGAUUCCGAAUGCAAUCGCGACCUGAACCCUUAAGACUGGAGCAGAUACAAAGGUUGGGUUUUGUGGUCUUAAUACUGUCAUCACUCUUCCCGGGUCCCACUCUUCUACGGGAAGAUGGGGUGUAUGGCAGGGUGAAUUAGCUUCCCACAUAUUUAUAUGUAUUUGGAGCUGUGGACGAUGCAGCAAAAAGGGACCUGACCACCUUCCCUCGUGUCACCAAGGCAACUGGCAGAACUGUACGACAGAAAACAGACUAGAGAAGUGCUUCCUCCCAGGUGAAGUGGGGACUUCAUGGUAUUGAAUCCGCGUUGCCUGGCUGACGGUUACCUCUUACUGACCCCACUGUCCUCCAAGCAAUUAAGAGUCCUUGCUAGUGCUGGGCGGUGGUGGCGCACGCCUUUAAUCCCAGCACUUGGGAGGCAGAGCCAGGCGGAUCUCUCUGAGUUUGAGGCAGGUCUGGUCUACAGAGAGAGAGCAAAAAAAAAAUCAAGAACCAAAGAGUCCCUGCUAGCCUUGACCGGGUGGUGGUGGUGGUUGUUGUUGUUGUUGUUGUUUUAAGUUCUGCAAUGGUCUUCACGAUCAGCGUGAUUUCAGUGUGACUUUCUACCUCUCGUGUGUUUUACCAUUAAAGGCUCUGGAAUCGUCUCCAAAAACCUCUUUUAACACUGCCAGGUCUGUUCAGGAAUCUGAAUACUGUCACUGAGACGGAUGCAGGGGCCUCUUCCAGAAAGUGUGUCUGUCCCCAGCACCUGACUCUAGCACAGGAAGAGGCUAGCGUCUCCUCCCUCCCGCCGCCCCCCUCCACCUCGAGGACUUGUCUUCAGGGGCUGUCCAGCAUUAGAGGAAUUGACUUGGGUCUUCACGUAGAAACCAAGAAAAAACGCUGAAGUGGACACGACACUUAAAUACUUAACUAUGGGGAGGGGCUCACUGACUCCUGAUUGGUUUUACAUUUCAACCUUUUUUUUUUCCCCUCCUCUCCCUCUUUUCUGUUUCUGUCUCUGACCCCAGGGGAGGGGAAACGGGAAUAGUGAGAGAUCAAAAAUAAACCUCUUAUGUCAAAGCCGGGAAGGAAGUAUAAAUACGAAAGGCUCGGCAGCCCACUCGGUGCUUCCCGAGGAAGGAGGCGGCUGCCCGGGAGAGCGCGGAGGAGAGCGCUCGCUCGCAGUCCGGGGCGCCAGCUGCUCGAGCUCUGCUAAAGUUGGCUGGCGGGCGCAGGAGGAGCGGGCUGCGCGAACCAGAGGGGCCGCCAGGGGACCGCCGCGCCUGCUGCCGCUCACCGAGUCGGCCUCCCCAUCCGACUGAUCACUUUUCCUGGAGAGAGCGGCCCGGCCGCCUUGGGCCACCAGCACCUGCCUGCGCGCGGCGGCCUUCUUCCCUCUCCCGCGCUCCGCAGCCCUCUGCCCCCAUGCUCCGCGACCCCACCGCCGCCCGGUGGCCGCCCCUCCUGCUGCUGCUCUUGCAGCUGCCGCCGCCGCCGCUCGUCCGCGGCGCCCCGGCAGAGCCGAGAACCACCGGGUCGCAGGCCUCGGAGCUCCUGGUGCCCACGCGGUUGCCGGGCAGCACGAGCGAGCUCGCCUUCCACCUGUCCGCCUUCGGCCAGGGCUUCGUGCUGCGCCUGGCGCCCGACGCCAGCUUUCUGGCGCCCGAGUUCAAGAUCGAGCGUCUCGGGGGCUCGAGCGCUGCGGCCGGGGGCGAGCCGGGGCUGCGCGGUUGCUUCUUCUCGGGCACGGUGAAUGGGGAGCGAGAGUCGCUGGCGGCGGUGAGCCUGUGUCGCGGGCUGAGCGGCUCAUUCUUGCUGGCAGGCGAGGAGUUCACCAUCCAGCCGCAAGGCGCUGGGGACUCCCUGGACCAGCCUCACCGCCUGCAGCGCUGGGGGCCCGGGCAGCGCCGGGAGGACCCCGGGCUCGCCGCCGCCGAAGUCUUCCCCGUCCCUCAAGGACUCGAGUGGGAGGUGGAGAUGGGUGAGGGGCAGGGACCGGAGAGAAGUGACGACGAAGAGGGCAGGGAGCAGGACAAAGGGGGGCUGCGCAAAGAGACAGAAGACUCCAGAGAACUGCCACCACCCUUAAGAUCCAAAACAAGGAGCAAACGGUUUGUGUCCGAGGCUCGCUUCGUGGAAACACUACUGGUGGCUGAUGCGUCCAUGGCUGCCUUCUAUGGGACCGACCUGCAGAACCACAUCCUCACAGUGAUGGCAAUGGCAGCCCGAAUCUACAAGCACCCAAGCAUCAGGAACUCCAUCAACCUUGUGGUGGUCAAGGUGCUGAUCGUGGAAGAGGAGGGCUGGGGCCCAGAGGUGUCGGACAAUGGCGGGCUCACGCUGCGCAGCUUCUGCACCUGGCAGCGGCGCUUCAACAAGCCCAGCGACCGCCACCCAGAGCAUUACGACACUGCCAUUUUGUUCACCAGACAGAACUUCUGUGGGAAGGGGGAGCAAUGUGACACCCUGGGGAUGGCGGACGUCGGCACCAUCUGUGACCCCAACAAGAGCUGCUCGGUGAUCAAGGAUGAGGGCCUGCAGGCAGCCUACACUCUGGCCCACGAGCUAGGACACGUUCUCAGCAUGCCCCAUGAUGAUUCUAAGCCCUGUGCCAGGCUGUUUGGGCCCAUGGGCAAGUACCACAUGAUGGCGCCAUUCUUCAUCCACGUGAACAAGACGCUGCCCUGGUCCCCGUGCAGUGCUGUAUACCUCACAGAGCUCCUGGAUGACGGUCACGGAGAUUGUCUCCUGGAUGCCCCCACCUCGGUCCUGCCCCUCCCCACAGGCCUCCCAGGCCACAGCACCCUCUAUGAGCUGGACCAGCAGUGCAAGCAGAUCUUCGGGCCUGAUUUCCGCCACUGCCCCAACACCUCUGUAGAGGACAUCUGUGUCCAGCUCUGGUGCCGCCAUCAGGAUAGUGACGAGCCCAUUUGCCACACAAAGAACGGCAGCCUGCUCUGGGCUGAUGGUACGCCCUGUGGCCCUGAGCACCUAUGCCUGUACGGCAGCUGUGUGCUCAGAGAGGAAGUGGAGAAUCCCAAGGCUGUGGUAGAUGGAGACUGGGGUCCAUGGGGACCCUGGGGAGAAUGUUCUCGCACCUGUGGAGGAGGAAUACAGUUUUCCAACCGUGAGUGUGAUAAUCCAGUGCCUCAGAAUGGAGGAAGAUUUUGCCUGGGUGAGAGAGUCAAGUACCAAUCAUGCAACACAGAGGAAUGUCCGCCAAAUGGCAAAAGCUUCAGGGAGCAGCAGUGUGAGAAAUACAAUGCCUACAACCAUACUGAUCUGGAUGGGAAUCUCCUGCAGUGGGUCCCCAAGUAUUCAGGAGUGUCCCCCCGAGACCGAUGCAAGCUGUUCUGCAGAGCCCGGGGGAGGAGUGAGUUUAAAGUGUUUGAACCCAAGGUGAUCGAUGGCACUCUGUGUGGGCCGGAUACUCUGUCCAUCUGCGUCCGGGGGCAAUGUGUUAAGGCUGGCUGUGACCAUGUGGUGAACUCACCUAAGAAGCUGGACAAAUGUGGGGUGUGUGGGGGCAAAGGCACUACCUGUAGAAAGGUCUCCGGUUCUUUCACCCCCUUCAGUUAUGGCUACAAUGAUAUUGUCACCAUACCAGCCGGUGCCACGAACAUUGAUGUGAAACAACGGAGCCACCCAGGUAUCCGGAAUGAUGGCAGCUACCUGGCACUGAAGACAGCCAGUGGGCAGUACCUACUCAAUGGCAACCUGGCCAUCUCUGCCAUAGAGCAGGACAUCUUGAUGAAGGGGACCGUCCUAAAGUACAGUGGUUCCAUGGCUACCCUGGAGAGGCUGCAGAGCUUCCAGGCCCUACCUGAGCCUCUCACAGUACAGCUCCUGACUGUGUCUGGUGAGGUCUUUCCCCCAAAACUCAGGUACACCUUCUUUGUUCCCAAUGACAUGGACUUCAACAUGCAGAAUAGCAAAGAAAGAGCAACCACCAACAUCAUCCAGUCAUUGCCCCAUGCAGAGUGGGUGUUGGGGGACUGGUCUGAGUGUCCUAGCACUUGUGGAGGGAGCUGGCUUCGGCGGACUGUGGAAUGCAGAGACCCCUCGGGUCAGGCCUCUGACACCUGUGAUGAGGCUCUGAAACCGGAAGAUGUCAAGCCCUGUGGAAGCCAACCAUGUCCCCUAUGAUCCCCUUGGUGGAAAUGUCUUAGGCUCAUGGACGUGGGCUACUGGGGUAUAUAGACAAGGGUCCCCUCUGAGGUGAUACUAUCAAGAUGGCUUGGCCCUUCCAGGCCUCCUGUUACUACAGCCCUUUGGGUACUGCCUAAUUCAUAAGGAAGAGGAGAAGAGGUUAUGAGGGUAACAGAUCCUGAAGUUGACUGUCCAGUGGACUGGACCUUGCUUAGGUUCAAGUAGAGGGUAUAAGGUAAAAGGUAAAAGUGCACUUAUCGAUCCAAAUGGGAGACUUCAGAGCCAGCCUUUUUGCAAAGGACUUGGCAAAGUUAAGUGAAAAAGAAGAAUUUUUUUUUCUAUUUGGUUUCCCCAAUAAUCAAUCUACCUCACAGUGAGGGGGAGUCAGUAUAUGAGAGGUAUGAGGCCAGGCGUUAUUGGUGAUGUCAAAGCAAGCUCCGAGUUAUCUUCAGAAAUGAAUAUCUUCAGUGUUAAAAGCCAGUGUCUAAAGGGUGGUGGUGUCCAUACCGGGUUCUAGGGGGCCACUUGUUCUCAGGCUGCUGCCUGCUGAGGUGGACCCCAUUUCAACUAUUUAUGCAAAUAUGUCUCUAAACUAAACUAAAGUGUGAUCUUAUGCCA